GGUAGUACAUGCCGAGCAAUCGUAGAAGACGGUAGACAGGUGGUGUGUGUUACUUGACUUGCAAAAAAAAAAAAGGUCGUCGAGUUGAACCAAACUCUUGUCGUGCGCGUGUAUGACGGACUCGAUUUAAUGGGGAGCGGGGGGGGGGGAAUAGGAAGGAGAAUAGGCUUAUUGUCAAUGUUGAGGAGGAUAGUCAUGAGUUCAUGAUUUUCUUCGUUCGGACAAAAUUGAGACGAAGUAGCGUGAAAUCGGGCAUCCUUAUGUUAACGAUUUAAAUAGAAGACAAUAAGGUGAAGAGAAAAAAAGAAAGAGAGCAAAGAACAAUAUUUAUAAAUAAUUAACGAUCGAAAGAAUAAUCAAGGUGAUAAAUCAAACGGGGGAAAGGGAAAAAAAAAGAAAGAGAAGAAAAAAAGAGAGAGGUUAGGAUAAGGAUAGAAAGGGACAAGUUGAACUGAUUAAUGUCGUGGACAUUGUUAUCAAAUGAUCGAACAGUUUAAAGGAUGAUGAAAUUAAAUGGAAAAUGCAAUUUUAUUGUAGAAGAAUAAAAGGAGUCGAAACUGAUACCGGCUGUGUUUGGGCUUUCGGACACGACGACAUAACUGUGUGUUCUCUCUCUCUCUAUUUCUUUUUAUUUCUCUCUCUCUUUCUAUUUCUCUCUCUCUCUCUCUCUUAGUCAUUAUCAUAUUCUUCAAUCGUCAAUUAUUCUUACCAUUAUCGUCGUCGUACAUUAAUAAAGUAAAGUAAAGAAAUUCGAAACAAAAAAAAAAAAAAAAGAAAAAAAUAAGAAAAAUAAAAGAAGAAGAAAAAGAGGAAGAAAACAAAGGUAAUUCACCCUGAGUUCGAUCUGGUGUUAUUUCUCUGUCUGUCUGUCUCUCUGUUCGUUAGAGAGAGAGAUAGAGAGAGAGAGAGAGACAGACAGACAGACAGACUUUCGUAACGUAAGAAGAAGAGAAAAGAAAAGUAAGGAAAAAAAUAAAUAAAAAAGGAAAAUAAAAGGAGAAAAGAAGUAGAAAAAGAAAAGGAAAAAAAAAGACCAUUCGCAUGAUCGAGGAGCGCAAGGGGGAGAGAGAGAGAGAAGAAGAAGAAGAAGAAGAAAACAAAAAAAGGAAAAGAAAAACAUAAAAGGAGGAAUCAUGGCUACGGUCUUUGAUAGUCCAUUUCUGUCGAAUCGACUGCGUCAAAUCGAGGAACGUUACGAGCCUAGUACGUUUGGCAGGUGCGAUUGCACGAGCUAUAGUUAUUUAUCGGUGAGUGUCGUUCUCUUCACGGUCGGAACGACUAUCACCGUAUUUGCUCUUGGCAAUGUCGCCGAGGGAUACGUAUUUUCCAAUUUGGGCCAUAUGUGGCUCAUAGGUCCGAUCUUUAUCUGUUCCGGAUUGAUGGUCGCCGUUAAGUGUAUGCUAUAUCUCAGAAGAAAAUCCGUCAUACAGAUGAUCUUUCAUCAACGACAACUUUUCAGGCAUUUACAGGAACUGGCAGCAUCUCCGAGCGUUGGUACAAGCGGUAUGGGUACUCCUGGACCACCUUCUUACGAAGUUAUUACACAAGCUCAAGGAUCAAAUGAAUUGCCACCUCCUUCAUAUGCAGAAGCUGUUUCACUUUUACGACAAGCAGGAAUUAAUGAUACAAAAUUGGAUUGUGGAACUGUUUCGUGCAGUACCAUCAAUGUCGAUGAGAAUAUGCGUAGUAAACCUUGAGGUACGUUUUGAAUUCUCUAAGGGUAAUCGACUUGGCCUAUUUGAAGAUAUUAGCAAAGACGAGAGUACUUUAAUGUCUCUCAUUGCUGAAGAGUAUCUUGUUUUGGAUGGUUAUUCGUACGAAACAAUUUGAUAUUGUUUCAAAUUUACUAGAAAGCAUUCUGAGAAUUAGAUCAGCAGAGGAGGGUGUAUUUGAAAUCCAAUUGGUUUUGGAUUUUUUUUUUUUUUUUUUUUUUUUUUUUUUUUUUUUUAUAUAAAAUCACUAUUAAUGGCUUCCAUUUAAUAUUAAUAUUAUUAGGACAAUUGAGAACGAAUUAUAAUCCAAAUAUAUGAUCUAUACUUGUAUUGGACAAAAUCCAAUAUCAUGUACAUAGUUUUUUCUUUUCAUCUUGUGUUUGUAAAGAUAAAAAAAAAACACGCACAGCUAGGAGAACAUUAAUAAAACGUGUAUGAAUGAGGAUUAAGUUUGAUGAAACAAAUUACUAUUAGAAUUAUUAUUCAAUAUUUUCCUUAAAAAUAUGUAAGAGUUUUACUUACAUAAAUGGGAAGUGAGAUAUACAAUGUACAUAAAAAGAAAGAAAAAAAAAACUGACUAUUAUAAUAUUUUAUAAGAGUGAGAUACUUAAUAUCAAAUUGGUGCUAAAUAAUGAAUUAUGUAUUAGAGAAACAUUAGUAAAAUAAUUCCCUUUGUGUUGCUGGCUGUAAGCUUAUACUUAAUACAUUGAGUAAUUUUCGAAAGUAAAUAAAAUUUACUAUUCAUUAUGCAUUUAGUAAAUAUUUUUUUUUUAUUUUAUUUUUUAUUUUUUAUUUUUUAUUUUUUUUUUUUCCAAAUAUUUAAACAAACUAGCAAGUGUCAAAUUUGGAUAUUACGAUAUGAUACGAUAUAUAUAUAUAUAUAUAUAUAUAUAUAUAUAUAUAUAUAUAUAUAUAUAUAUAUAGAGAGAGAGAGAGAGAGAGAGAGAGAGAGAGAACUUCUCCUAUAGUGAAUGUUACAUUAUUAUCACAUGUAUAUUUUAUCUGAAUUUUGGAAUAACAAGUCUUUGUCAAGAAGAAACAAUAGUAAUAAUAAGUAAUAUGGGAAUUAAGUGCUUUAUAUGUUCAUAUUUAGAACGAAAAAAGAAAUUGUAUUACGCUUGUUAUAUGGUUACGUAUGCAUUACGAUUAUAGAUAAUACUACGGUGAUAUUUGUCGAAGCUACGGUAUGAUAUAGCUUCGUAGAUGCAAUGUACUUUAAUGUUUGCAAAUUUUGUAACUGCAAGCUGCUUGUCUUUGUACAGAAUUUCUUAUUGACUUUUAUAGAAUUGUAUUUACAUAUAGAGCAGGCCAUGUGUGUCAUCUAACGCAAGGAGUUAAGCAAAAGCUUGCUGUGAUGUACUAAGCACUAGUCAAUGUGGGAACGUAGAAAUGGUGGAGAAUAUUUUUAUGGGGAAAAAAAAAAAAAAAAAAAGAAAGAAAAAAGAAAGGGGAAAAAAAUCUUCCAAGUGACAAAGUGCCUUAAAAUUUUUUCAAUAGUAUACAAAGUAGAUAAAAAAGAAAAAGAAAAAAGAAAAAAGAAAGAAACCAUUUGCACAAUACAAUAGCAUGGACAUAGCAUAAAAUUCAUAUUUACUUGUGUAUAUAUUUCACAUAAUGUAAUGUUAUUACAUGAAAUAUAUACAUCAAUAUAUAUGCUAUGUAUAUACUAUAAACUUAAAUUAGUCAUAUUUCUUUCACAAACGUCACCUGAAUUUUAGAUCCUUAAAUUUGUACGAUACUUUUAUUUUAUUAUUAAAAUUAUAUAUUUUCAGUUGAAUUUUGUGAAAGGAGUAUAAUUAGUACCUGUGCAUUAUCCGAUGAAAUGAAUGUACAAGACGUUUACAAAAAAAAAAAAAAAAAGAAAAAAACAAAACAAAAAAAAGGAAAAAUGAUAAAGAAACCCCUUCAAUUAGCAAUUUAGUUGCGUGCAAUCUUUAUCAAAUAUGAUUUUGUAUAAAUUUUAAUUGAUUCAAUGCAUGUUAUCAAACGAUAGCAGAAAGUUUAAAAACAAUGGCAAUUGUAUGUAAUAUAUUUAAAUGAAAAAAGCAUAUUUUUAUAUUAUACAUAUACAUUCAUAUGUAUGACCUAUACAUAGCCAAAAUUAUAACCAAGUUAAUAUCAUUUUGACUCUCUGUUUUUUGUUGCUCUUAGCAAAAAUAUAUAUCACAUCAAAUAAAAGUGAGUAUAAUACUAUAAUAUACGCACAUUUGAACAGAGAUUAACCUGGUUAUAAUUCAUUUUACACAGUAAGACUGUUGAUGCCUUAAAUAAUUAGACCAUGAUUACCAACAGAGCAUGUAAAUUUUAAUUAUCAUAAAAGAAAUGCACACAUAUUCUUAUUAAAAGAAAAAUAUUAGACAGUAUUACCAUGAAUAAGAAAAUUAUUAUAUUAGUAGAGAAUAAAGUAUCAAUAUUUGUUAUAUUUCAACGAAAAAAUAACAAAAAGAAAAUAAUGAUUUCGUUCAUUCAACAAAUUAUAUGUAUUUUAUUUUAAUAAUUAUACGCAUGGUUGGUUAAUAUAUAAAUGUAAAUGAAUUGUUAUAGCAGUUAUAUCUGUGCAAUCAUAUUAGAAAAUUACAAUGACGAUUUUUAUGCAUUAAAAUAUUUGUUCAUAUAAUGUUUUACUUUUAUAUGAUGUAAUUCGUUGCUAAUUACAUUUUUUUCUUUUUUUCUUUUAAAAAUUUUUAUGAUAUACAAAAACACACGCACAUGUAUUAUGAUUAUCAAAUAAUAUUCAUUCGCAUCUCUUUCUGAACAGCAUAUAAAUUGUAACACUUUUAUUAUCUCCAAAUUUUUUCACAAAUCUAUUGAUUGCGAUAUUUAAAAAUGUAAAUAACACCAAUGCAUACUACUCCUGAUAAUCUGAUAUAUAGUUUGGUAAUAGAUUUGUUUCCUUUUUUUUUUUUUUUUUUUUUUUUUUUUUUUUUUUUUUUUUUUUUUUUUUUUUUUUUUUU
Messenger RNA from Vespa crabro (European hornet), 4666 nucleotides. RefSeq lists its product as uncharacterized. Bases 1134 to 1697 code for a protein of 187 amino acids. NCBI's taxonomy places the organism in Eukaryota, Metazoa, Arthropoda, Insecta, Hymenoptera, Vespidae. The transcript is spliced from 3 exons. The record is from RefSeq and is a predicted model, not a curated record.